Cercopithifilaria johnstoni is the source of this 1821-nucleotide messenger RNA. The record is from the annotation of a GenBank genome assembly. NCBI's taxonomy places the organism in Eukaryota, Metazoa, Nematoda, Chromadorea, Rhabditida, Onchocercidae.
AUGUUUAUACUGAUAAUAAUUACUGUAUUGAGAAGUACUGAAUGUGAGCAGCAAAGAAUUUUCAAUGUUUCUGAACAAGCACCGGUUGGAUAUAUAGUUGGAUAUUUUAACGGAACUCCAUCCAGUGGUGCUAAAACAAAUUUUUACAUUGUUUAUCCGGAUAAUACUGGAGAAACCGAAAAAUACUUGGGAGUGGAAGAAGUAAGUGGUAGGAUACGAGUCUUGCAUGAGCUAGAUUAUGAACAUCGCACUUCAUACCACUUAAUCGCCGUACCAAUAGAAAACCGUUCACAUGGGGAAACAAUUCACGCAAUAGUAAAUAUUAUCGAUGAGAAUGAUAAUACGCCGACAUUUCCUGCUUCUUCCAUCAACGUAGCCAUUUCCGAAUUUGCUGCUUUAAAUUCGGAAAUUUCGUUACCACCAGCAAUAGAUAACGAUUCUCUUCCACUAUCAGUGAUCAGGUAUCAUAUCAUAUCCGGAAAUGUUAACAAUGCAUUCAAAUUAUCAAGUAAACGAAUCAAUUCAAUACUAUAUGUUGACUUGGUUGUAAAUGGACAGCUGGAUCGAGAAUAUCGCAGCCAAUAUGAGCUUCUCAUUGAAGCUUUAGAUGGAGGCAACCCACCAAAUAGUGGUAAAAUGCUCGUGAACGUGACAGUUCUGGAUGCGAACGAUAAUGCGCCAGAGUUUAGCCAAAAUGGAUACAAUGCUUCUAUUCCGUGGAAUAUAUCGGCGGGUUACGUGGUUGCAACAAUUCAUGCUGUAGAUCCUGACCUAGGAGAAAAUGCUCGAGUUGCUUAUUCCAUUGCAAAGAGUCGUGCUGAUCUGAAGAUCCCAUUUCAAAUUGAUAGUGAAAAUGGCGUAGUACAUGUAAGCGAUCCGAAACUUCUCGUUUCUGGUUCAGUUUAUCAGCUUCUAAUUGUGGCCAGUGAUCACGGAGUACCUCAACCUCUUGAAUCUACAAGUAUUUUAACUAUUACGGUUCAGAAGAGUAAUCAGCCAAAACUUCUUUUUGAUAUCUUUUGGCUUACUGAUAGCAAUAAACCAGAAGUUUAUGAAAAUGUUACAAUAGGACACGUUAUUGCUCGGAUCGCUGUGCAAAAUGCACCACAAGAAAGUGAAUUAUCGGUAAGCGGAUGCGAUGCGCUAUGCAUCAAAGAAACUGAUUCGUCGGGUGUUUACUUAUUACUUGUCUGCGGAUCCUUUGAUCGCGAACAAAAAUCUGAAUACAAUUUAUUUCUUACCAUAGCGUCUGGGGAAAAACAAUUGCUAGAGAUCCCAGUGUUUUUUGAGGUACUUGAUAUCAACGAUAAUGCACCCAAAUUCGAAAAAUCACUAUUCCAUGUAAUAUUUAAUCGAUCUACAACGCAUUAUAAAUUAGUGCGAAUUCAAGCAUCAGAUCCGGACAGUGGUGAAAAUGGUAGGAUACAUUAUACUCUUUUGGGUACUAAUCUAUUCGAAAUUGAAUCCGACACCGGUAUCCUGAAUGUCUACGAAAAAUUUGACUGUUCACUUGAAGAGCAUCGUUUUCAUGUCCGUGCCGAAGAUUUCGGCACUCCGCCACAAUCCUCAACAGUUGAUGUUAUUGCUCAAAUCAUUGAUAGCAACGAUCGGCCUCCUCUUUUUACAAAGCCAUUAUAUCAUGUGAUCGUUAAGGAGGACGCGGAAUUGGACAGUUGCCUUCUCAAGAAGAGGCCAAUUUAUUGCAUUAAUGAGUGGGGCAUUAGUGAAGGAACGCCUCAAUUCAAAUGCUUAAUACCAAAUUUAUGGAAUUUGUUAUGUUCAACUGAUAAGCGUUUAACAUUCUCACUGAUAAGCAUGUAA